AGUACUCUCGGGUGGAGGGAGGAGCGAGUUGACGUGCAGAGCAGCCCCGUUACCUCUUUGCCAGUGGUGGGUUUGUGGCCACAGCAAUAGCUCCGAGUGGCGGAUAGAUGGUGGACACGACGCAGCCGGCGAUGGAGGGCGAAGAGAACAUGGUUCGCUUCGCCCGUAAGGGCGCCCUGAGGCAGAAGAACGUGCACGAGGUGAAGGACCACAAGUUCAUCGCCCGCUUCUUCAAGCAGCCCACGUUCUGCAGCCACUGCACAGACUUCAUCUGGGGAUUCGGCAAGCAGGGAUUCCAGUGUCAAGUUUGCUCCUUCGUAGUCCACAAGCGGUGCCAUGAGUUUGUCACCUUCUCCUGCCCAGGUGCAGAUACGGGACCUGCCUCUGAGGAUCCCCGGAACAAGCAUGAAUUCAAAAUUCACACCUACUCUAGCCCAACAUUCUGUGAUCAUUGCGGUUCUCUCCUUUAUGGGCUCAUCCAUCAGGGCAUGAAAUGUGACACCUGUAUGAUGAAUGUCCACAAGCGAUGUGUUUCCAACGUGCCCAGUAUGUGUGGCAUGGACCACACUGAGCGAAGAGGACGUAUCUUCAUCAAGGCGGAAAUUGUCAAGGACCUGCUCACUGUCCUGGUGAAAGAAGCCCGGAACCUUGUACCAAUGGACCCCAAUGGCCUCUCUGACCCCUAUGUGAAGUUGAAGCUGAUUCCUGACCCGAAGAGUGAGAGCAAGCAGAAAACCAGGACCAUUAAGUGUUCCCUCAACCCAACCUGGAAUGAGAGCUUCACGUUCAAUCUAAAGGAUUCAGACAAGGACCGCAGGCUGUCUAUUGGAAUAUGGGACUGGGAUCUAACCAGCCGAAAUGAUUUCAUGGGAUCACUGUCUUUUGGCAUCUCAGAGCUGCAGAAAGCAGGGGUCAAUGGCUGGUACAAGCUGCUGAGUCAAGAGGAAGGGGAGUACUACAAUGUUCCCGUGCCUCCUGAUGAGGACAUUGAAGGAAAUGAGGAGCUAAGGCAGAAAUUUGAGAGAGCCAGAAUUGGACCAGGAUCUAAGGCGGCUGAGGAGAAGAGAUCUGAUUCUUGGUCCAAAAUUGACAACAAUGGCAAUCGAGACCGAGUGAAGCUGACUGACUUCAACUUUUUGAUGGUGCUAGGAAAAGGCAGCUUUGGGAAGGUAAUGUUAGCUGAAAGAAAGGGCACUGAUGAGCUGUAUGCCAUCAAGAUCCUGAAGAAGGAUGUGGUGAUCCAGGACGAUGAUGUAGAGUGUACCAUGGUGGAGAAGAGAGUUCUGGCUGCUCCCAGGAAACCCCAGUUCCUGACCCAACUGCACUCCUGCUUCCAGACCAUGGAGCGUUUGUAUUUUGUGAUGGAGUAUGUGAACGGAGGCGAUCUCAUGUACCAGAUUCAGCAGGUUGGCAGAUUCAAAGAGCCCCAUGCUGUAUUCUAUGCAGCAGAGAUUGCUGUUGGCCUGUUCUUCCUGCACAAUCAUGGCAUUGUUUACAGAGACCUGAAGUUGGACAAUGUAAUGCUGGAUUCAGAAGGACACAUAAAGAUUGCUGAUUUUGGCAUGUGUAAGGAGAAUAUGUGGGAUGGAGUGACGACCAAGACCUUCUGUGGUACACCUGACUAUAUCGCGCCUGAGAUCAUUGCCUAUCAACCAUAUGGGAAGUCAGUGGAUUGGUGGGCAUAUGGAGUAUUACUGUAUGAAAUGCUGGCAGGACAGCCUCCUUUUGACGGUGAGGAUGAAGAUGAGCUUUUCCAGUCUAUCAUGGAACAUAAUGUAACUUAUCCCAAAUCAAUGUCCAAAGAAGCUGUGUCCAUUUGUAAAGGGCUUUUAACAAAGCAUCCAGCAAAACGUCUGGGUUGUGGACCUGAAGGGGAACGAGACAUCAAGGAACAUGCAUUUUUCCGUUGGAUUGAUUGGGAAAAGUUGCAACGCAUGGAAAUUCAACCUCCAUUCAAGCCAAAAGCGUGCGGGCGCAACGCUGAGAACUUCGACCGAUUUUUCACCCGUCAUCCACCAGUUUUAACACCACCUGACCAAGAGGUCAUCAUGAAUAUUGACCAGGCAGAGUUUGAGGGCUUCUCCUUUGUUAACACGGAGUUUGCAAAGCCAGAGGUUACCUGUUAAUUUUGUCUGGGGAGGAAUAAGGGAACGAGAGGGAUGGGGGUCAGAAAUCCUCUCCAGCUUGAGGGCCAAAUUCUGGGUUGUGUGGCAUGUUCACAGGCUGUUAACUUCUGCGAUGUUUGCUUUGCAAUUCUCUCAAAGCGUGUUGGAAUGCAGUCCUUCAUUCUUCACCUCACUACAGCAGGACGCUGAGUGCUGCCAGCAGCCGAUGCAGCAGCUGCUGAUAGUUCACAUUGCAGGUACUUCCCUUUACAUUCAGUCUGUAUGAAAAUGCUUUGCAAAACUAUUAGCUGCCUGAUUGCCAAAACCUGUUUGAUAGUUUAUUAACUGCACCAGUUCAGUGGCUUCCCCGUUGCUCCAACACAAAGAGGUAAUCUCCCUUCACUAUGUAGUGAGGCAUUCUCUGGCUGUGAAACCCAUUGUGUCUUUGUGAAGGUUUCCUUGCAAAACAUGUCUGUGGCUGUGGGAAAUAUACCCAGGGAAAUUUUUGUUAACAGAUUUAAGAUGUCAUUUUAAGUGGCUCUUAAGAAAUGUGUCAAGGUUUCUCUAAAUAUUUUAUGGCCGUGUCAUGUGAUCCCCGAGGCUGAUGUGUAAUUAUAAUUAUAUUUGAAUUGAACUGAGUGUCUGUAAAGAUUGCUCUAUUUUACAAGUGUUAGUGUCUCUCCCCACCCUAUUUGGUAAUAAAUCCUUCUACAGGCUGAAUAAAAUACUGAAGACCCAGCUUCAUUCUCACCACUGGCUCUGACCUUAUAGGGUGAACCUUCUCGCAGAGUGCUGGCAUGUUUAUGGUAAAAAUGAAACUUUGCAAGAAAUUUUAACAAAAAGUGCGUGCCUGUUGUUUUGUAGUGUGUUGUUAACAGUGCCUGCAGUUGAUGUGCCAAAUAUUUUUCCAGUAUUGAUAAACAAUAAAGAAAA
Hypanus sabinus (Atlantic stingray) is the source of this 3038-nucleotide messenger RNA. RefSeq names its product protein kinase C beta type. The coding region runs from base 108 to 2126 and encodes 672 amino acids. Gene Ontology annotation, biological process: protein phosphorylation. The record is from RefSeq and is a predicted model, not a curated record. NCBI's taxonomy places the organism in Eukaryota, Metazoa, Chordata, Chondrichthyes, Myliobatiformes, Dasyatidae. The transcript is spliced from 17 exons. Gene Ontology annotation, molecular function: zinc ion binding; ATP binding; diacylglycerol-dependent serine/threonine kinase activity.